AUGCGAGGGAAUAUGGGGAGACUGUCGGCAGCACUGGCAAUAUGUGCCAAUGCUUUUGCAGCAACUGUCAGUUCAGAGUUCCUUGUCGCCUCUGCUGGCGACGUUGCGAUUAUCCCAGGGUGGCAUCUUCAGUCAGUGACCAGAGUACCAGACAACAUGACUGCAUUAUCCGCUCCGGGGGCAGAUAUCUCAUCAUGGUACAGGGUCGGUGCCCGGGGCACUGUCAUGGCUGGACUCAUCGAGAACGGGGUAUACAACGAGACGGAUGUGUUCUUCUCAGACAAUAUGGAAUCUGUCGCCAAUCCCUCGAUCUUCGACAAGCCAUGGCUUUACCGCGAAGAGUUUACAUUAAACCCAGCAACUGGCCAAUACUUCACCCUCAAAACCCACGGAAUUACAUCCAAGGCAGAUAUCUAUCUGAAUGGGGUGCUCGUCACGAAAAGCGACCAGCAGCAAGGCUCCUAUGGCGGCAAUCAGUACGACUUGACCGACCAUGUCAAGAAAGGCGCAAAUUGCCUUCUCAUUCGUGCUUAUCCGACAAACUAUCUUCGCGAUUUUGCCAUGGGGUUCGUGGACUGGAAUCCCUACCCAGCAGACAAUGGUACCGGGGUCUGGCGGCACGUAGACCUUGCUCAGACCGGAGCGGUCUCAAUGUCACCACUUCGCAUCAUCCAUAAUUUUGCUGCCCCCAAAAAUGAGCCGGUGAAGGUCACUUUGCGAACUGACUUGAUCAACCAUGAAUCCAUAGACCACCGGGUCGUGGUAAGCGGCACUAUCACAGGACCAGAUGGUCAUGAAGUUGCCCAAUUCAAUGAGGCGUUCGCUUUGACUUCAAACGGGAAAGAAACGGUCGCCUUGAAUGUGACAAUUCCCAAUCCUGCUAUUUGGUGGCCUGCAACUUGGGGUGAGCAGCCUUUGUAUACAGUACAGGCCGAUGCCAUCAUGCAGGAACCUCGAAAGACCGUGUCGGAUAGCUCAAAUCGUCGACAGUUCGGCAUUCGUCAUGUGUCAUCUAACUUGAAUCGCUUUAAUGACACCGAAUUCUUUGUCAAUGGCGAGCGCUUCCAGGUCAUUGGAGCCGGGUAUGGACCGGAUAUCUUCCUACGAUUUGACGUUGAAAAAGUUCGGACAAUGUUCAGAUACAUGCUAGACAUGGGUCUCAACACUGUGCGCUUGGAGGGAAACCAGGAGCACCCUGAACUUUAUGACCUCGCCGAUCAGAUGGGAUUGAUGGUUCUGGCCGGAUGGGAGUGCUGUGAUAAAUGGGAAGCGUGGGAGUACAAUCAUGAUGCCAACGGCGUCAAAUGGAGUGAAUCGGAUUAUCCGAUUGCAGGAGCUGCGAUGCUACACGAGGCAGAGAUGAUGCAAAGCCAUGCGUCGAUGCUUGGAUUUCUGGUCGGAUCAGACUACUGGCCAAAUAACAAAGCGACGGAGGUCUACCUGGAUGCUCUCAAAGCUAUGGAUUGGCCUAAUCCGAUCAUUGCGUCCGCCAGCAAGCGUGGAUAUCCCAAGGCCCUUGGACCAUCCGGGAUGAAAAUGGACGGCCCAUACGACUGGGUACCUCCGAACUACUGGUACAACGACCAACAGGGAGCAGCAUUUGGCUUUGGCUCCGAACUGGGUGCUGGAGUUGGAACUCCGGAGAUGGGCAGCCUGAAGAAAUUCAUGUCCGAUGCUGACCUCGACACCCUGUGGAAGGAACCAGAUGCGAAACUGUAUCACAUGUCCCGAUAUGAUUCACAAUUCUACGACCGUUCCAUUUACAACAAGGCUCUCUUUGCUCGCUACGGGAAGCCAGCUAGUCUGGAGGACUACAUCAUCAAGACUCAAAUGGCAGAUUAUGAGGCUACCCGAGCCCAAUUUGAGGCUUACUCAACGCAACAAAAUGCCAGUCGACCAGCCACAGGACUUAUCUAUUGGAUGUUGAAUGGUGCCUGGCCAAAUCUGCACUGGCAGCUGUUUGACUACUAUCUCAGCCCGAUGGGAGCUUACUAUGGCACCAAGGUUGGAGCGCGCCUGGAACACGUUGCUUAUGACUAUGAGAACCAAAGUGUUUGGUUGAUUAACCAUUCACUUGAAAAGAAAGGCGAUCGGCAGAUCUUGGUUGAUUUGAUUGAUGGCAAUGGCAGGAAAAUCUCCAGUGAGAAAGUCAAGGCCACUACAAACCCGCUUUCCUCCAAGGUGGUGACUUCGCUUGGUGCCGUGGAUCAGAUCAAAGAUAUCGCUUUCCUCCGUCUUAUCCUCACCGAUUCCAAGACAGAAGAGGUCCUCAGUCGGAAUGUGUACUGGCUUUCUCCUACCAUUGAUGAAUUGGAUUGGUCCGAGUCCGAUUGGUUCUACACACCAGUCGCCAAGUUUGUCGACUACACCAAGCUGAAGGAAUUGAAUACGGCUACUCUGAAAGCUUCGGUGAAUGUUUUGAAGACGCCGUCAGGAGAUGGAUUGACUCACGCCGAGGUCGUGCUUGAAAAUCAAUCCUCGAGCCCAGCAGUUUUCAUUCGGCUUAACGCUGUCAAUGCACUCAGCCAGCAAGACAUAGCCCCUGUUUAUUGGUCCGACAACUACGUGACUCUCUGGCCGAAAGAGAAGGUUCGCGUGACUGUCGCUUUCCCCGAGGAUAUCCAGCGAUCUUUGAUCGAGAUCACAGGAAGAAAUGUGAAAAAGAUGAGCCUGGAAAUACACAAAUGA
Molecule: messenger RNA, 2688 nt
Organism: Penicillium bovifimosum
Lineage: Eukaryota; Fungi; Ascomycota; Eurotiomycetes; Eurotiales; Aspergillaceae
Product: putative glycosyl hydrolase
Exons: 2
Coding region: 1-2688 (895 amino acids)
Biological process (GO): carbohydrate metabolic process
Molecular function (GO): hydrolase activity, hydrolyzing O-glycosyl compounds
Source: RefSeq, a predicted model, not a curated record